CGUUCGAUUUUCUGCUCAUUCUUCUUCUGUCACUGUACUUUGUGCGAAAUAGAAUUGUACGGAGUGUGAAUUAUCGAGAAAAACUUGUGUCUAGUGGACUCGUGCUGCUGAAAAUAUAUUCAAAAUGCAAGGAUUGAGCUUGGCCAGCAUCAAGAAAAACCCAGCUUUAAUCCCGCUGUACGCAUGUAUCGGAUUGGGUGCUGCCGCGGCCGUUUUCUACACCCUUCGAUUGGCCAUUCAUAGCCCCGAAGUCACCUGGAAUCGCAAGUCGAACCCGGAACCGUGGGAGGAGUUUAGAAACAAGCAGCAUAAGUUCUACUCUCCGAUCAGAGAUUAUUCCAAAGUUGAGAGCCCAGCCCCCAAGUAUACUGAAUAAAUCUCCACUAUCAGUCGGCAGUCGAUUCGAGUCACGCGAGUAGUUUCAACACUGUUUUCGGAUUGGCAGCAGUAAAAGUUCUAAAGUGUUUUCGAGUGAAUAUGUUAAUAAAAUGGAAUAAAUCAUAAACUCGAAAAUGUA
This is a messenger RNA of Wyeomyia smithii (pitcher-plant mosquito), 517 nucleotides long. It is a transcript of the gene ND-MLRQ, whose product is annotated as cytochrome c oxidase subunit NDUFA4. Bases 125 to 376 code for a protein of 83 amino acids. NCBI's taxonomy places the organism in Eukaryota, Metazoa, Arthropoda, Insecta, Diptera, Culicidae. The record is from RefSeq and is a predicted model, not a curated record. The transcript has 3 exons.